UUUCAAACUCGCUUUCUCCGUAAUUUGUUUGCGCUUGGUUACGAGUAAGUGAGAAUUCUGACUCCAGAUUACUAAAAAAGGCGUUAAUGGUCUUGUCUCUCACAAUGAAUGUGUUGAAGGCACAUAAUUUCAUCACUUUGAACAUACUCAUAUUCAGUAAAAGUAUUUUCUGUGAUCUACAUUGAACUAGUAAAGUAAGAUAACUGUGAAAGGAAAAAGCGAAGAAAGUCAAUAACCAAUGCCUGACAAUGAAAAUCGAAAUGAACGUUCACAGCAAAGAAGACAUCCUCAACUGCUACGUCAAAUGGAACAAGAUGAAGUUACUUUCUUGUGUGUACUAUUUCUAUUGAAAUCAUGCAUCAACUUUUAAUGACAACCCGGUGGCAGUGAGCGGUCAACUGGUGACUGGAAAAUUCCUCAGUCUUCUUGUGAUAAUGAUCCUUGCAUGAUAACGAAUCAUUGUGUAACAAACUCAAAUCAUGUAAAACAUACUUCAGAUGAUAAAUCAAAAUCUCACUCACCAAUAUCAACUGAUAACCAACAGCAUGUAAGUCGUAAGCACUUCCAACUACCUCAAGAUAGUCGAACUAGCAGUAGCGCUGGUAGUGGAGCAACCGGAAUUAUGAGUGGAGGAAGUCAAAGCAGUGGCGGCAGUAAACAUGGUGAUGGUAAUGGCAGUAGUAGUAGUGGUGGUGGUAAAUCUAGACUAGUUUGUUCGAGUGCAUUUAACCGAGGAACUCGAUGUAGUAGUAGUGCUUCCUCGUCGACUGAAGAAACUGAAGCUCGUGAAAAACGCUUUGGUAGUGUAGAUUUACAUCCUUUGCCUAGUGUAGCAUUAACAGCUAUAAUGAAUCAAGCAAUACAACAUAGUUUGUAUGCUGAUUCUUCUAUACAAACUCCUGAACAACUCCAGUAUGCUACACUACUGGCAGCUCACAAGACCUAUACAGAUUCCUCUGGUCAAAUCAAUAUACAAUUGAAUACAUCAUCUGUCCAAGCGUCUACCAAUGAUUUAGUUAAUCUGUUAUCAAAAACAACAAAUCGUGCUAGUUCUAAUUCUAUGAAGUCAAUAAUUCCAAAUGUUUCUAGUCAAAAUGAUACACCUCAAUUAAAUCAAAAUUUUCUAUUGGAAUUAUUUCCUCCUAACCUAUGGUCAAGAUUGAUUUGUCCAGUACAUGCAGAUACUCUGCUUGCUCAAAUUUCUUAUACUUUAUCUAACCGGAACAAUGAGGUAAAUGAAGGGAAUAGUGAAACAUUGAACUCACUUACAACAAACCAACAAUCUAGUGUAAAUAUACCAUCUGCAUCAACAUUACAUGAUAAUGGUAGUGCUAAUAGUAUAAGACAGCCAACCGAUACAACAGCAGUAAUCACCGGUGUAAGUGGAACACAAACAGGACAAUAUCCAACUAGUAUGACUGAUUCCAAUUCCAGUAAUAAUAAUAACAUCCAGUCAAAUGGUCCCCAACGUAUUGGUCCAUACUAUCUGGGUCCUACACUUGGUCGUGGUAACUUUGCUGUUGUGAAAUUAGGCAAACACUCUCAGUUAGCUGUAAAGGUUGCCAUAAAAAUAAUGAAUAAAGAUUUAAUUGGUUCAAAAAAUCUUGGUAAGGUUUCACGAGAACUUGAAGCAAUGAAACGUUGUCAACAUCCACAUAUUAUCCGAUUAUAUCAUGUAAUGGAGACAGAGUCAAAUAUUUUUAUGGUUACUGAAUACGCUAGUAAAGGUGAAGUAUUUGAUCAUAUAAGCUUGUCGCAUGCUUUCACAGAGAAAGAAGCUAGAGAGUUAUUUUGGCAAAUUGUUUGUGCAAUUGAAUUCUGUCAUAAUUCUGGUAUUGUUCAUCGAGAUUUAAAGGCAGAAAAUCUAUUGUUAGAUUCUGAUUUUAAAAUUAAGGUUGCUGAUUUUGGAUUUUGUAAUUUCUUUCAAAAUGAUCAACUAUUAUCAACUCAUUGUGGUAGUCCUCAAUAUGCUGCACCUGAAUUAUUUAAAGGUGAACCAUAUGAUGGAACGUUGGCUGAUGUAUGGAGCUUAGGUGUCAUUCUUUACAUUCUUGUUUGCGGUUCAUUUCCUUUCCCCGGUGAAUCUCUUGGUGACAUUCGUACUCAAGUACUUCGUGGUCUUGUACGUUUUCCAUUUUAUUUGUCAACUGCUUGUGAAUAUGUUAUACGCUGUAUGCUGCAGGUUGAUCCUACAAGACGAUUCAAAUUGAAGCAGGUUAUGACAACAGCAUGGAUGCAAGAAUCACCAAAUGUGGAACAUUAUAAAUCUCUUAUGAAUAAAUAUCAAAUUCAUGCAAAAGAACGUCAAUUUGAAAUAUUAUUUCAUCAUCAACAUCCUGAACAUAGUAAGAUAGCUAAAGAAGAAUACCUGGAAAGAGUUGAACGUAAACUUGAUAUUGGUAUUAUAAGAGCGUUGUCAAACGAAGCAGGUUUAGAUGAAGAACAAAUUCGCCAAUCUACUAUUCAAAGGAAAUAUGAUAGAUAUCAUGCAGCUUAUGAACUAUUAAAAGAUAAAAUUGAAUUUUUCUACCAUAAUCCUAUCCUCAGAAAGUUUGUUAAUGACCAAAUACAAAAAGAAAUCAACUUCUUUGCCAAACCGCAAACAAUAGAAAGACAAAGUCAACGAUUAUCUUCGCAAUCGUCUAUUAUUAUUGGCGAUUGUAGUUCACGUGGUGAACAGGCCGGUUCAAACAGCUUUAAUCUAGCAUCAUCAUCAUCAUCAGCAUCAUCAUCAACAACAACAGCAAUGUCAGCACAACUACCUACUGUACUUGAUGUUCUCGAUGAAACAAUGUUAGAAGGACGAAAUCUCUUGGGUGAUCUAAAAAUGUCAAGUGAUUGUAGUAAUAUAUUAGAUGUACAAAUGAAAGAUAAUUCUUAUCUUAUUAGUGAUGAUACUAUUGUUUCUGUUAAUUCUACUACUUCCAGAAAUACUGUUAUGACAUUAUCUAAUCCUAAUAAAUCUGUAAAUAUAUGUUUUGAUAAUACACACAAUGGUGAGAAAGGUGUAGAUGAUAUGAGAAUGUCCAAGGGAAGUAACUUGAAGGAGUGGAAAAGUGCUUCACAGCCUAAGAAUACAGAACUGAAUGCUGCCGUAUGCAUACUGAAAGCUGAUGAAGAUGAAAUUCUUUCUCAUUUCGGUAUUGAUCCUACUCCAAUAAAUAAGUUAUUUUCAAGUUCAACUAGACGGCAUACAUUACAAUUUGCCAAUUCUUUAUUUCAUAAACCCUCUCAUCAUCGUGAUAAUUUGGAUAAUAUUCUAAUCAAUAACGAUGAUGAUGAUGAUGGUGAUGAAAGUCAUAAAUCUACUGCGAAUACAACUACAGCUGCUAUGACUAACAUUUCAUCUGUGACUAUGAAUCCAAAAACUGAAAACAUUCAUGAACAAACUGAUGCUAGUACCAAUAAUCAGGUAAUAUCAUUCACAGAUUGCAGUAGUACAAAACGUACUCCAAUACGUCGUUUCCCACGUCAAAUAACUCAACCUCAUGCAAAUAGAUUACAGUAUAAUCAAAAUAAUUCAGAGAAUUCUGAUCAAAUGUUACUUAAUCGUUUAGAUUGGAUGCUAAAUACUUGGGAGACAACUCAAUCAGAAUUUAAAAAACCGCUUAUGAUUCAAUCAAAACGACCUUAUUUAAAUAAAAUAAGUAAACAAAAUGAUGAGACAUUGACAUCACUAGAACUUGGCCAAGAGGCAGCUACAACUAAAUUACCAGUUAUAGAGAGCGAUCCAGUGACAUCAAAAACAACACUGGCGGCAACAAAUGAUGAUGAUGAUGAUCAAGAUGAUGUUUCAAUUAUAAUUAAUCAAGUGAAACGCCUACCAGAAAUAGAGUCUAUACAAUUGAUGGAGAAUAUCCCAUUAGAUUACAGUGUAUCAGUAAUGGAUAAACCGAAUAUUAUAACUGGAACAAGCAUAUCCACAAAAGCAGAAUACCCGAAUUCAAUGCAAUGCUCUUAUGAGUCUGCAUCGAGAAGUCAACUUGAUUCAUCAGAUUUUCCGAAUCUACCGACAAAUUUACGUGAUGCUUUAUUGGGUCGUAUUCCAGAACAGAUUUCAGUAGACAUGAAUACAGAUUCUAAUAAAACAAUGGAUAUUACAGGGAAUAUUUCAAUUGAAAAACCCUCUAUGUUAGAAAAUUCUUGCUGGUCGACUGCACAUAUUUCAGAUGAUGUAGACGAAGACGAAGAUGAUAAUGCAUGUGAUCCUGCAGCUGGAGUACUAGGAACACUAUUACCACAACUUAAUUUACCAGCUAAUUUACCUGCUAUGAUUCAUCAACCUGUAGCGUGUUUCACUGUUAAAGAUCCGAAUUUAUUAGCUCCACCGGAAUUUAUGACUCCUCAUAGUUCUAGUUUCCCUCGUAGAUCAUCUGAUGGUGCAGCUGAUCUGCAACCGCUUCAUCGACCUGUUAUUACCGUGGGUGGUAGUUAUCCUGAGCAAGCGAAUUAUCGUAAAGAGAGCUCUGGAGCUGGAAGUGAAAACUCAUCUUUAGCUGUUAUAAAUCCUGUGCGUCCGCCUAAACCAGAGUCUACAGAAGGAGUGACACCUAGUGUGAAUGUAACAAAUUUAUCAGAUUGGGUUAGAACAUCUCGACCAAGAUAUGAUAAAACACCAUCAAAUAACAGUGAUCUUUCAAAGCAGUCAUCAUCCACAGCAGGUCAAUUAUCACAUGAAUCACGUUCUCGAUCUUUAGCUGCUCAACAGCGUUCUUUAUUUACAGCUUUACAUUCUCAUAAAAGACGUCUUCCAUUAGGCUUAUGGUGGAAAUUGACACAUAAAAAAUUUAAUCAAACUGGUGAAGAUUUUAAAAGUGAAUUAUGGAAAGCUCAAUUUAUUCGACAUCAAAAACGUUUCAGUUUGCCAGUGAAUUGUGGACCAGUUAGACGACCUUCAGAUACUGUAAAGAGAGAGUUACAGUGUAAAUGUCAUCAACCGUUAACAUCAGAACUGUUACAAGAGAUUAAAGAGAAGUUAAAUGAUGCAUCAUGGUUUCAGAAAUCGAAUGUUACAGAAAUUACUGUAAAUAGUUGUUCAACUACUGAAAGACAAUAUAAUCUUGAAGAUGUACCAGAAAUAUAUCGUCGUGGAAGUGAGGCUAGUCAAAUGACAGCAUGGGAGCAACGAUUACGACAAUAUAGUGACUUAUAUAAUCCUGGUACACAUACACAAAUUGGAUCCAGUUUGCAUCAACCUGUUGCUGAAAUAGAAACAGAUGAUGAUAUGAAAUUAACUUCACACUAUUCACUUUUUUCAUCUCCGUUUACUGAUGAAUCUUUUAUUUCAAGUACAGCAAUAACAAAGGAUACACAUACUAAUCCAAUAACAGAAACGAUAAGAACAACAAGAACACCAAACACUGGUCCUCAACUUAUGUCAUGUAAAACACAAUUCAUUUUAGAUUCUGUUAAAGAGGAUAAUUCUUUAAGACCUGCAUGGAAUGAACCAUUUGAGUCUCAUGCGAAUACUGCAAAUGUAUCGCCUAUUAGUCAGUCAGGUAUUGAAUUGACUGACUUGAAAACAGAACUUCAUAAGCUUGAAGUAGAAAGUAAUACUAUGGAAUCGAAAGUUGCUGAUGGUAUGCUUAUAUCAUCGACAGACUUAUCGAAAUCUGUAGAUGAUUAUGGAAUACAUAGAUUGAAUGAUUCAACACAUUUACCGAAAUUUAUGCUGUCUUCUGAAACAUCUAACAUACCUUCAUUUUUAUCUGAUCAAGCAAUCAAUAUUCAACAAUCAACACUGCCAAUAAAAUAUAUACGUAUACCAAAUGAACAAUCACCUUCUACUUCAUCAUCUGUCUACUGGUCCCAUCGUGUCGUUGAAAAUGGUGUACAUCGUCGUGCUUCAUCUGUGGUUGGUGCACCAAUAGAGUCAAGUUACUUAGUUCCUAGUCAAGAUUUACUUGAAAAACCAGAGGAUAGAGUUCGUAGGCAUAGACAUUCUGUUGGAGAAAUGUUUGAUGAUAAAAUUCCCAACUUUGAUUAUGAAUACUGUUCAGGCAUAGAUCCUAACGUAUUCAGUGCUAGUUCAGAGUUUCAGCCGUCUUCAAUGCAGACAGGAGUUAAUUUGAAUUCAGAUAUGAUUCAUGUUUCACCAAACGAUGGAAUAAGUAUAAAAUCAUUAUCAUCUUUUUCUACAUCUACAACACUAACUGGUAAUAAUAGUAGUAAUACAGGUAUUGGUCAACGUCUGUUUGAUCGAUUACGUCCAGAACGAACAAAUUAUUUACAUAUCUUACAACAUCAAGGUGGAUCGUUAGAUCGUCGUUUAAAUCCCGAUUUUCUUAGAAGUCCACGACGAAAAAUCUAUCAAGAGUGGCUACCAAAGUUAACUGAAUUGUCUCGGAAGGCAUUUGAUGCUGCUCGAGAUAAGGUGAAUAAAGUCAAGACAACAAAUAAUCCACAGUCAUUAGUUUGUAAUCUAGUACAUUCAGAUAUACUUUAUCCAACAUCUUGUUAUGUAACCAGUAAUACAAAUCCAUUGCCUACAGAUAGACAAGAUAAAGAUGAUGGAAUCAAUACAACACAAACAGAUCAAGUCAUUGUUGACCAAAAAAUUCAUAAUGAGAAAAAUAUUAUCACUACUGGAUUUAAUGUUACUGGUGAUAACCCUGUAGAUAUUGUACCUGAGCCAGAUGUAGAUCAAGAUAUUGAUGAAGAAGAGGAUGAUGAAAAAGACUGUGCUCUGGCUCCAUUAAAAACACAUGUAGCUGCUGCCAAUGUUCAGUCAAUUCAUUAUCCAACUCGACCUAGACAUAGAACAAUUAAUCAAAGUAUGGGACAAAAUUUAGGCUAUCCACAACAAGUAAUGCCUUUCUUUCAUGGAAAUCUACGUAAUUCAUCUACUAUACAACAACAUCAAAGUACAUGUAUUCCUCAGAUGCCUAUGAAUGGUGCUACACUAGGUGGUUAUGGACUUCAGGAUUUAGUUGAUUUCUCCAAUCCACAAGCAUUGCCCGCUGCUGCCGCCGCAGCCUCAUUACUUCUAUUCCGUUCAACUGACGAUGAUGAUGACUUAGCUGCUAUUGAUCGUGUUAACCAGCGUAUAGCUUUAAGCAGAUUAACUGGUAAUUUUUCAGAUACUAGUUCAUUAAUAGACGAAUAUCCGAAUGUAAUUGGUGGAACAUUGACUCCUCCACAAAUACCGCAGCCCCAGCCACCUCUACUAUCAUCAGUACAACCAAAUCGGUCAUUACCUGUAUCGCAACCUAUCCAUAGAACACAGUUGUCACAUUCCACAGUUAUAAAUCAAACUAAACAGGCAAAAUAAUCCAUUAUACCCUCAUCAGCAGGAUUCUCACCAAUAAACUUCGAGUAUUGUUUUGCCUCAACGAACCGGUAUACUGGUCUAUUGAAUUCAUUAUAAAAAAUGGACGACAACAACAAUCAGUCUGGUAUAUGUAAUAUUCACUACAUCUGAAAUAAGAAAACAAGAAGAAAACAGAUACAUUAUGAAAACCUUCAUUUUUAUGGAAUAACUACCUUAUAACUAUUUUUCAUCUUCCCCAUUAUUAAUUGUACUUAUCUAUUACUGACAUUUCAUUGUAUCUUUCUUCUCCCCACCGUGUUCCCCAAUAAUUACAAAAAAGUUGAAUUGACUUUAUUGCUUAUAUCUCUUCAACUUUUCCUUUUCUUUUCAAUAUUUCAAUAUAUACUUGACAAUUUAUAAGAAACGGAUGAACUGAUGUUGGGUAACUUUCGAUUUCAUGUGGUAUAUGAAAUAAAAUUGAGUCACCUUUCUUCUUUGUUCAACUUUUAUUUAGACAAAUGAAAGCAGUCUUUCUUUUUAUCUUUUUCAUAGACUUCUUUAUCUCUUGUCCCAGUUUACUUUACCUUUGAUUUCUCUUUAAUCUAUAUCUCCUUGUUUUUACUUUCGUUUCCUUUUGAGUGUGAUUAAUAACCUGCUUUUUACGGUUAUAGCCAUCAUCAUCAUCAUCAUCAUCAUCAGUAUAAUCUCAAUCAUUGUGGGUAUCAUUGUCAAUAUCCUUACUAUCAUGAUUACAAGUUGUAAACAGCUGAUGAGAAACCAUGAAAUGAAUGGAUCCAUGCUAUUCGCCUGAAGCUAUUGUGCUUGCUCUAUUGAAACUUGUGAAACUGGAAAAUUGCAUCAAAUAAAUAUCGUCAAUGUGAAGUUAAUAACUCAAUCCCAGAUACAAAGCAACUUUUUUCGAUGCUCUCUAUGGAGAAGUCAGCUAAUAAUUAAUUUAAUGGUGAGGCUGUUUCGAUUUACUGUUUUCUGGUUACAUCAGUAGUUCAUCUCAACUUCUGGUGUAGUUAUUUAUCAAACAAUAGAUAUUCAGCGAGG
Heterobilharzia americana is the source of this 8305-nucleotide messenger RNA. The record is from the annotation of a GenBank genome assembly. NCBI's taxonomy places the organism in Eukaryota, Metazoa, Platyhelminthes, Trematoda, Strigeidida, Schistosomatidae.